CCGUCUGGGUAUUUGCUGCAUCUCUUUCUCUUCUAUAAUGAGAGAUGUAGAAACGAGCUAAAACCCUAGAUAUCUACAUAUUGAUUCAAUUCGAUGCAAUCCGGGUCACAAAAAGAAAUGGGUCGACCCGAACCUUGCGUGCUCUUCGCUCAGACAUUCGCUCACCCCAACCUCAAGGAAUACGUCGACGAGGUGUUAUUUGCGGAGCCUGUAGUCAUCACUGCUUGUGAGUUUCUUGAGCAGAAUGCUCCGUCAGCUUGUUCUUCGGUGAAACUUAUAGGGGCCACUUCACCUCCCUCCUUUGCAUUGGAGGUUUUUGUUCAUUGUGAAGGAGAAACAAGAUUUAGGCGGCUAUGUCAGCCCUUUCUGUAUUCUCAUUCAUCAUCAAAUGUACUUGAAAUAGAGUCUGUGGUGACAAACCAUCUGGUCAUAAGGGGCAGCUAUCGCACCUUAAGUAUGGUCAUAUACGGGAACACAGCUGAAGAUUUAGGCCAAUUCAACAUAGAAGUUGACCUAGAUAGUUCUUUGACGGAUAAUGUUAGUGCUAUUGAGGGAAAACUCGAGGACCUUCCUCCUGCAUUUCGUCCAAUGAAACCAACAAUUGAGGAACUUGUGCUUCCCCUGAAAAUAUUGUCCCAAACAGUUAUUGCAUUGGAUAUUCCUCUUGAAAUAAAGACAUGUUUACAUCUAGCUUUUAAGAUUUUGGGGUCUCUGAACCUUGGGGCAGCAGCAGAUAAAGUUCUUAGUUCCUUGUUAUCAGUGGCCUCAAUUUAUGCAACUCCUCACCUGUCUUAUGAGACUAUUAAUAAGAAGAGAUUAAGCGUAGAUAUAUUGAAAAGUGGCGGUGAGGCUCAUCAUAUUCUUACUGAAGCCCGGAAGGAACUUUCAGAUGUUUUUAAAAGUCUUAGAUUUCAUUCAGGAGGUUCAGAUAGCUUAUGUUCUGAAUAUGAGGUUCCUACUCCCAAGGAGUUGGUGUCCACUUUAUACGAACACUUUGAUUUUUGUGGAAACUCUGGAAAUGUUGGAUAUCCAGAACUUUCACCGAACAAGAACACCAUAAUGUUGUUGAGUGCGGCUCUUUUAUUGUGCUCUGCUAGGGAGAGCUGCUUUCACUUUGUUAAUUAUGGUGGCAUGAAGCAACUUGGAUAUAUUUUCUCCCACGGGACUCAGAAUUCUACUACUAUUACAAUCUUUUUGCUUGGAGUUAUUGAGCAGGCUACUCAGCUUUCAAUUGGCUGUGAAGGGUUCCUAGGAUGGUGGCCUCGAGAAGAUGAAAGCAUCCCUUCUGGUAUUAGUGAUGGCUAUAAUCAUUUGUUGAAGUUGUUGUUGCAGAAUCAGAAGCAUGAUAUUGCUUCACUUGCAACUUACAUACUUCAUCGUCUGCGUUUUUAUGAAGUUGCUUGCAGAUAUGAGUGUGCAAUGGUAUCUGUACUGGGGGUUAUUUCUUCAGUUGGUCAUGCUACAAAUUUCACUUUGGACAUGCUUGCCAGUGCUAAAGCUCAACUUAAAAAGCUCGUGAUAUUGAUAAAUUUGCAUGGCCCAAUUGAAGACCCUUCUCCGAUGGCUGCUGCAAGCAAAUAUUUUAUCCUCGAUGAUGCUGGACUAUUGCCAUAUAGCAAAACAAGAGGCUUGAUUAAACUCUCAAAUAGUUGCUUUUCCAAUUGGGACAUUGACCCGCAUUUGCUUUCCCUUCUCAAGGAGAGGGGCUUCCUUCCUUUGUCAGCUGCUUUGCUGUCAUCUUCUAUUUUGAGAUCUGAAACAGGACAUGCUUUGGACUUAUUAUUAGAUAUUGUAUCACAUAUUGAAGCUACAAUACUCUCACUUCUCUUUUGUCGCUCAGGAUUAACUUUUCUUCUACAUGAUCCUGAAGUCUCCAGUAUGAUCAUUCAUGCCUUAGGGGGUGUAGAUGAUGUUAGGAAGGGAGACUCCAUAUCUCUUCGGCAUGCGUCUGUCCUGAUAUCGAAGAAUUUUUUUUGCCGCCCACAGCAAGUUAGCGUAAUCAUCGAGAUGCAUGUUAGGGCGAUAAAUGCUGUAGAUAAUUUACUUACAUUGGCUCCAGAUACUGAAGAAUUUCUCUGGGUACUCUGGGAUCUUUGUCGCCUUUCACGCUCAGAGUGCGGACGACAGGCUCUGUUGGCUUUGGUGAAUUUUCCAGAGGCUCUUUCAAUUUUGAUGACUGCAUUGCAUUCCGGAAGGGAACUUGAUCCAGUUGCGGGAGUAUCACCACUAAGUCUUGCAAUCUUUCAUGCAGCAGUGGAGAUUCUUGAAGUUAUUGUUACUGAUUCGACUGCAUCUUCUUUAGCAUCGUGGAUAGAUCAUGCUAAGGAACUUCACAGGGUAUUACAUUUCUCCUCACCAGGGUCGAACAAGAAAGAUGCACCUGCCCGGCUUCUUGAGUGGAUAGAUGCCGGAGUUGUUUACCAGAGAAAUGGGGCUAUUGGUCUCUUACGCUAUGCUGCUGUGUUGGCUUCCGGAAGGGAUGCUCACAUGGCCACAAAUAGUGUUUUAGCAUCUGAUGUGAUGGAUGUUGACGAUGUGGUUGGAAAUUCUUCCAGCAAUUAUGAUGGUACCAUUAUUGAUAAUUUACUUGGAAAACGUAUUAUGGAGAAGGAUUUUGUUGGUGUCAUUCUUCGCGAUUCUUCUGUUGCUCAAUUGACGACAGCAUUUCGAAUUCUGGCAUUUAUUUCAGAUAAUACAGAUGUUGCUGCUGCUCUCUAUGAUGAAGGCGCUGUCGUGGUUAUCCAUGCUGUAAUGAUCAACUGUAAACUCAUGCUUGAAAGGGCAUCCAACAUUUAUGAUUAUUUAGUUGAUGAUGGUACCGAGGGCAAUACAACUUCAGAUGUACUGCUGGAACGUAAUCGUGAGAAGAGCCUCGUUGACCUGUUGAUUCCAUCUUUGGUCCUCCUGAUUAAUCUGUUGCAAAGGAUAAAGGAAGCUAAGGAGCAACACAGGAAUACAAAGCUAAUGAACACCCUUCUACAAUUGCAUCGAGAAGUGAGCCCCAAAUUGGCAGUCUGUGCUUCAGACUUAUGUUAUCCUUGCCCCGAUUCUGCACUUGGCUUUGAAGCUGUGUGCCAUCUUCUUGCAUCAGCACUAGCCUGUUGGCCAGUUUAUGGUUGGACUCCUGGCCUUUUUCACUUCCUCUUCGACAAUCUUCAUACAACUUCUGUACUGGCACUGGGCCCAAAGGAAACCUGUAGUUUACUUUGUCUACUGAAUGACUUGUUUCCAGAUGAAAGUAUCUGGCUGUGGAAGAAUGGAGCACCAAUGUUGACUGCUGUCAGAUCGUUGUCUGUGGGGACAUUGUUGGGAUCUAAGAAAGAGAAACAGAUCAACUGGUAUUUACUUUCUGGACACCCCGAGAAGCUGGUUUGUCAAUUGUCACCACAGCUUGUGAAACUGGCAGAAGUAGUUCUGCAUUGUGCUAUCAGUACGUCAGUUGUCAUACAAGAUAUGCUGCGGGUCUUCAUAGUCCGUAUUGCAAACUUAAAUAUCGAUAAUGCUUCAGUCCUGCUUCAACCUAUCAUAUCAUGGAUCUCUCAUCACCUUUCAGAACCCUUGACAUUAUCUGAUGUGGAUGCUUACAAGGGCUUUCGAUUGCUGAGUUUUCUUGGUAGCUUAUUGGAACAUCCAAAUGGAAAGUCAUUAUUGCUGAAGGAGGGUUAUGUUCAGAUGCUCACGAAAGUGCUCGAGAGGUGUAUUAGUGCCACUAACUCGGACGUAAAACUGUUCCCAGAAAACGGAAAUGUAGCUAAAGAUGAAUUUUCUUUGAUUAGUUGGUGUGUACACAUAUUUAAGUCUAUCUCAUUAAUGAGUUAUUCUCGAGCUUCUGUGCAAUAUGCUGGAGCUAAUGGAAGGUGCAUUCGUGAGAGUUUGACAGCCGAAGAAUGCAUCAAACUUUUGUCCUAUCUCCUUAAAUUUUCCAUGGUUUUGCCUGUUGGAAAAGAAUUAGUUAUGUGUCUGUCAGCUUUCAAAGAAAUGGGUUCCACUACUGAAGGCCAAAAUGCUUUACUGUCGAUUUUUAUGCAUAUUCGUUCCUCUGGCAUUGAGAUUUCUGAGUCCCAAAGUAGACGUGAAAGUGAUGGAAGAUACAAUCUAAUUGAUGUAUCUGAUUGGAGGGAGCAUCCUCCAUUUUUAUGUUGCUGGACUACUUUAGUGAGGUCGAUUGCCUCGAAUGGUAUUUCUCCAGUAUAUACUGCUUCAGCUAUUGUUACAUUAUGCACAGGAGCAUUACGCUUUUGCAUGGACGGGGAAAGCUUCAACUUGGAGAGGGUGGCUGCUAUCAAGUUCUUUUUCAGAAUCAAGGAUGAGAGUUCUGUAGAUGGUUUUAUUGAAGAGAGCAUGAACCAGAUCGAGGAGUUUGCAAAUCUGUUAGAGUCAGAGAUAAGCAGUGGUACAUAUUCAGCUGCAGGGGAUGUGCCUCCUGCUCUGUACAAGGUUAAGGAGGCUGCAAACUCAUUAAUACAUUUGUUGCAAAAGUCAACUGAUACAGUGAAUGAGGAUGUUACAAUUGCCAGUCUCCCUAGCUCAUUAGUUGUUGCUCCAGUUCUUUCGAGGGUGCAAAAAAUUGCAAACCGUAGCAUAGAACAGAUGGAGGAUUACAGCUUGGAUGAAUUUGGAAACAAAUUUUUAUGGGAAUGUCCUGAAACUCUGCGUGAUAGACUUGCACAGACCGGUCUUCCUGCAAAAAGAAAGAUCUCCUCAUUGGAAGGACCAAAUAGGCGUGCCAGAUGGGAAAAUGCUGUAGCUGAGGCCAUCACACAAAGUACAUUCUCUAGGGGAUCGGUACCUGUUGCUGCCCCCUCUGGCCCUACUCAUAGGGAUACUUUUCGACAGCGUAAGCCAAAUACUAGCAGACCUCCUUCUAUGCAUGUGGAUGACUAUGUUGCGAGAGAAAGAAAUGCUGAUGGUACAAAUUCUAAUGUAAUUGCUGUCCCACGGAUAGGAUCUACCAGUGGGAGACCACCAUCAAUCCAUGUGGAUGAGUUCAUGGCCAGACAGAGGGAGCGCCAAAAUUCUGUGGGAUCCGCAGGUACCGAGACAACAGCACCGGUGCAAGCAACAGUACCAGAUAACAACACAGAUGCUGAGAAGCUCAGUAAACCUCUGAAGUUGAAACCUGAUCUUGAUGAUGAUCUACAGAGAAUUGAUAUUGUAUUUGAUGCUGAGGAAUCUGAAUCUGAACCUGAUGAUAAACUGAUGUUUCCUCAAAAGGAUGCCCAUCUACAGCAGCCUCCAUCUGUUGUAGUCGAGCAAAGUUCUCCUCAUUCAGUAGUUGAGGAGACAGAUGCUGACGUGAAUGAAGGUAGUCAGUUUUCUCACUUGAGUACGCCUUUAGCUUCAAACAUGGAUGAAAAUACGCCAAGUGAAUUUUCUUCAAGAAUGUCUGCAUCUCGUCCAGAGAUGCUAUUGACUCAAGAACCAAGCAUUUCUUCGGGUAGAAAAUUUCCUGAUCAGUCAGAGGACGUGAAGAGUUCUCUAGUCCAAAAACCAAGGAUUGAAUCUCCUGCAGGAGCUAGUGGUUCUGGAAUUUCUACUCAAGUCUAUGCAAACACUCCCUCUUCAACUGGACAAUUAGCUUUUGGCUCCAGGCUGCCUCCUACCUUCUAUUCGCAAGCAAAUUUUCCACAAAGUGGAACUGUACCUUUAAAUCAGCCACCUUUGCCUCCAAUGCCACCUCCACGAAGAGUCUCACCCGUAUUAUCUCAAACUACAGAUACCAUUGUUCAGUCAGAAUAUCUGGCUGUUUUGGCUAGCAAUUCUUCACUGGCAACUUCCAGUCCUUUGCCUGAUUCAAGAUUCGGACUGACAUCCCAUUCUUCCCUUGGCAGAUCUAGUAGACCGCCGCCACCUCUUCCUCCUACACCACCUCCCUAUUCAUUCAACCCUUCUGCAAUAUCCUCAUUUAAAAAUCCAAAUUCUCAGUCUCCGUUGUACAUUCAAGCUGUUGGUAGUUCCGAGCAUCAGCAAAACCCCAUCGCACCUUCAAUGGGUACUGGAUUAGGCAACCUUUCGGCAUCACGGACGAUGCUAACUUCUUAUACCCCGCCUCCUUCAGUGCAACCCUUGCAUUUCAGGCCCAGUUCCGUACCUAUCAAUCUUUAUGGGAAUAGUUUAGUUCCACAUCAUGGAGAAAACCUACCUAGUAUUUCGCAAAACCUUCCCAUGUCUCUUCCUCCAUUUCACUCCAUACCACCUCUUACUCAGUUGCAGCCACUACAGCCACCACAGCAUCUGCGGCCAUCCAUUCCUGCUUCCCCACAGGAGCAAGGCAUGUCUGUGUUGCAAAGUCCCCUAAAAGUGUCCCACCUCUCUCCUGCCCACAUGUACUAUCAGACCCUACAGCAGGAUAAUGCUGCACAUUCAUCGCAACAAGUUGAGCAGUCACGAGUUCAGCAUCAGCAUGCGGAUAGCACAUCCCAGCAACAAGACCCUGGAAUGUCGUUGCAGGAAUACUUUAAAUCCCCAGAAGCAAUUCAGUCUCUGUUGAGUGAUCGUGAUAAACUUUGUCAGCUUCUAGAAGAACAUCCGAAGUUGAUGCAGAUGCUGCAGGAGCGACUAGGCCAUUUUUAGUGGGAUUGCUGUACGUUCUCUUCUGGAAUGUCAAAAUGGAACGCAUUUCCAUGAAAAUCAAACUACAGCAUGUAGUUGGGAUGAGUAUUUUGUGAAUGGUGGAAUAGCAUCGCUUGGAUAUGAUUCACUCUGGCUUAUAUUUUGUUCUUCGGGUUGGAAUUGUACCGUUAUAGAACACCUUUAUUUUUUUUUUAUUUUUUUUUUUUCAGGAAUUGUAUAUUAACUAGGUAAAAAAAACAUUUCUGCUGUUCCAUUUAGUUGUAUAAUUGCUGUUAACUGUAAUCUUAAGUUGCAAUAUGUAUUUUUGACUUUAAAAAAACAAAUGUUGAACUGUUAUCAAUGUUAUUUCUAGUUAUUAUGAUAAAAUAGUUGGGACUUUUCUAGUCGAA
This is a messenger RNA of Olea europaea var. sylvestris, 6962 nucleotides long. RefSeq lists its product as uncharacterized. NCBI's taxonomy places the organism in Eukaryota, Viridiplantae, Streptophyta, Magnoliopsida, Lamiales, Oleaceae. The record is from RefSeq and is a predicted model, not a curated record. Gene Ontology annotation, cellular component: RNA N6-methyladenosine methyltransferase complex. The transcript has 27 exons. Bases 94 to 6573 code for a protein of 2159 amino acids. Gene Ontology annotation, molecular function: RNA binding.